CCCCGUUACGCACCUAUUAAACAAACCAACGCAGAAUCCAUUCACACUCAGCAACGGAAGUAACACCAGCUCUCCACCCCUGAAACCAGAAACAUCCCCUCAAAAAUGGGCUCCAACAACCCCACCCGCACCACGCCGAGCACCACCACCACCACCGUGCCCCCAGGCCCCUCCUUCCCGCUCGCCUCCCUCCCGGACGCCUCGUCGCCGGAGCUGGUCCUGACGCACCCGACGCCGGCCGAGCGCGAGCGCACCUGGGCGCUGACCUACCCGAAGUGGGGGCCCGCGCUGCGGUCCGAGGCCGACUACCUCGCGCGCGAGGCCUACCUGACGACGGUGCCGCUGGCGCGCGACGGCGGCAUCACGCACUGGAUCCUGACGGUGCGCGGCCUGCCGCCCGACGCGCGGCCCGUGCUGUCGUCGUGCGAGAGCCUGCGCAAGCGCGCCGUGUAUACCACCACGGUCGCUGCUAGCGCCGAUGCUAAUGCUAACGGCAACGGCAAGGAGGGCGGGGGAGCGGCGGCCGGGGUGGUGGUGGUGGAUGGGGUGGCGCACGGGAUCGCGAGCGUGUUUACGGAUCCGGCGUAUCGCGGGCGGGGGUAUGCGAGUCGCAUGAUGAGCGAGCUGGGGCCCAGGCUGCGGGAGUGGCAGGCCGGGAUGGGAAGGGGGAAAGGCGAGGGGAACGGGGAGGGGCGCGUGGAAAAAGGGCACUCGCUUUUUUCGGUGCUGUACAGUGAUAUUGGGAAGAAGUUCUACGCGAAGCAUGGGUGGGCGCCGUUCCAGAGCAGCCAUGUGGCGUACAAGCCCGUCGCGGGAGCCGGGAGCGCCAGCGGACAGGGCGGGCAGGUGGUGGCCAGGCCGAUUGGGUAUCAUGACCUGGCGGAGCUGUGCGCCGUGGAUGAGAGGUUGCUCCGGGCUGACCUGGUCAGACGGCCGGCCAACCAAACGCACGUGGCGAUCUUGCCAGAGCUGGACGCCAUGCUGUGGCAUCUCAUGCGCGAGGACUACAUGACCAAGGCUAUCUUCGGGCGGACGCCAACCAUCAGGGGCGCUGUGGCCGGGGAGCCGGGGAAGAGGAUCUGGGCGGUGUGGACGAGGGGCUACUACGGCGGCCUGAACAAGAUGGAGGGGAACACGCUGCACAUUCUGAGGGUUGUUGUGGAGGACCCGGAGCAGCCUGAUGAGGAGCUGGUGGACGGCUUCCGGUCGAUUGUGCAGAUGGCGCAGGCGGAGGCUGCCGAGUGGAAGACGCAGGAUGUGCAGGUCUGGAAUCCGACGGCCAAGCUCAGGGGACUCAUCGAGAAGUGCGGCGUCGAGUAUGAAUUCGUGGACCGCGACAAGGAGAGCAUUGCCAGCCUGAUGUGGUACGGCGAAGAGCCAACUGCCGAGGUCGACUGGGUUGCGAACGAGAAGUUUGCAUGGUGCUGAGCGAUGUCUGGGCCAGGCGAGUAUGGCAUGCGUGUCAAAUGGAAACGCACAUAUGGCGGCUUGGGGAAUUAGACACUUGGGCAGGAGUACAGAGUAUACCUAAGAUCCUUGGGUGGAAUCUGGGUUUCUAGAAACGGGUUCAAGAGCUUCACACGUAAAUCGGCUUGGAACAUGGAAGAUGGAGGGCCGGCAGGGUCCCAGGCUACCUGAUGAUUGGCAUAAUGGCUACAAGACCUCCCUUUCACAGUAAGGGAGCUCACAUGGCGUCUUGAGAACUUCGUCUAGCCUUCUGCCAUUCCAUUCACAUUUCUCAACACACUAGAACGCAUAGUGUACAAUACAACGCAAACCUUCUCGAGGAACUGCCGGGGUAGAAGUUGCGGAGCAAUUCCCCUCUGUGUGGCAUCUGGCCCAAGAUACCUACCUA
Thermothielavioides terrestris NRRL 8126 is the source of this 1855-nucleotide messenger RNA. RefSeq lists its product as uncharacterized. The record is from RefSeq and is a predicted model, not a curated record. Gene Ontology annotation, molecular function: acyltransferase activity, transferring groups other than amino-acyl groups. NCBI's taxonomy places the organism in Eukaryota, Fungi, Ascomycota, Sordariomycetes, Sordariales, Chaetomiaceae. The coding region runs from base 106 to 1428 and encodes 440 amino acids. The transcript has a single exon.